Messenger RNA from Fonsecaea multimorphosa CBS 102226, 1920 nucleotides. RefSeq lists its product as uncharacterized. The record is from RefSeq and is a predicted model, not a curated record. Gene Ontology annotation, molecular function: FAD binding. NCBI's taxonomy places the organism in Eukaryota, Fungi, Ascomycota, Eurotiomycetes, Chaetothyriales, Herpotrichiellaceae. The transcript has a single exon. Bases 1 to 1920 code for a protein of 639 amino acids.
AUGACAUCCUCAACAGCGCGCCCUGAAAUGGCAGAAGCAGACAUGGACGUCGACGUGCUCAUCGUCGGCGGCGGGCCCGUGGGUCUCAACCUGGCAUACCAGCUCCGGCGGUUCUCGUCGGCGCCGAUCAACCCGGACCCUUCCGGCUCACCGAUCUCAGUGCACGUCGUCGAGAUGCAUCCCAAGCCCGUGCAAGAAAACUUUGGACGCGCCGUGACCUUCUGGCCGCGCUCGAUGGAGAUCCUCGCCCAGAUGGGUCUCGCCGACCAAAUCACGCAGCAGUGCGUAGCGGUGCGGUCGAGCGCCGCGUACGACAAGACGGGCACCGAGGUGUUUGGUCGCGGGUGGAGUUUCGUCGAAGGGCUAGAGGACACGCGGUUCACGUUCGCGAGCGUCCUUCGCCAGAAGUUUGUCGAGGAUAUUUUCCGCGCUGAGCUGGACAGGUUGGGCGCCAAAGUGAGCGAAAAUUGCAAAUUUGUGGAUCUGACUGUGGAUGAAGCGGUCAAGGUUGGUGGGAAGGGGAGGGUCAAAGCUAGGAUCUUGGAUCGCAGUGGCGGGGACGGACACGAGAGGGAGUAUACUGUCAAGUGUCGGUACCUCAUUGGCUGUGAUGGGUCCAGGACGCUGGUGCGCGGCGCCGCAGGGAUCGAAUCUGACGGAGACCGCACCGAGGAUAAGUGGGUGAGAAUUGACGGGGUUCUCAAAUCCACGACGAUGCCGAAACCCAGGUCCUAUGGCGCAAUCGAGAGUCCGCUGUACGGCAAUGUCCUCUGGAUUCCGCUCGACCACGGGGCCACGAGGAUUGGAUUCGCGCUGAACGACGAGCGGAGGAAACUGUACAAGGAGCUCAAUCAGGAGGUGUUUGUGCAAGAGGCCAAAUUGUCUGUCAAGCCCUUCGACAUUGAAUACGAGAGGGUGGAUUGGGCGAGUGUGUACAGUGUCGGGCAGCGGGUCGCGAGAAAUUUCUGGGCCAAGGAGUCGGUCUUUAUCGCUGGUGAUGCGGCCCACAGCCACAGCUCGGGAGCCGGCCAGGGGAUGAAUGCUGGUAUGCACGAUGCAGUGAACCUCGGCUGGAAACUGGCGCUGGUGUUGACAGGCGUGCUGAAGAGGGAGGUCCUGGAGACUUAUGAGCUGGAGAGAAGACCGAAUGCACGGAAACUCAUCAAGUAUGACGAAGAUAUCAGUGUUCUCGUCUCUGGGAGGCUGCCGAAGGACUGGCCGGGUGAUAAAACCGAGGAUCCGAAUGUCGUUUUGGGAAGGAUAUUGCAGGAAGCCAAGGGAUUCAAUACUGGCUUGACCAUCGGCUUUGAACCGAAUAUCGCUGUUUCCAGGAAUGACAGUGGAGAGGACGCUGAGCUGGUGGCCAAGCGAACAAUCAUCCCAGCACCGGCCAUAUCAGGCUACCGAGCACCAGAUGUUAAGGUAUUGACGCCCGCAUUGUGGGAACCUGUCUGGCUGCAUACUCUGAUGGCGAACUUGGCGAGGUUUUAUGUGGUCGUCUUCAUGGGCAGGUCGCCGGAGGCAAAGACUUCGUUCAGCAAGAUGAAGGAAGACGUGCAGAAGAACCAACACCUGAGACUUGAUAGGGUCCCGGGAACUGCACCGGCAGCAGCAACGAAUGGAGCCCACAUCAAUGGAUCCUCAGGAUCCCAGCAGCCUCGAAAAUGGCCUGUGGACUUUCUUACCAUCUUACCUGAGAAGUUCGGUAAUGCCUGGUUCGAGCUGGGGACGGAUCCAUUGGGCAGAGUGUAUUAUGACGGCGAUGGAGGCCAUGCAUACCAGAGAUAUGGUGUUGAAGUUGACGCGGGAGCCGUCUUCGUAGUGAGACCUGACGGCUGGAUUGGAGCCAGGUUCGGACUUGGAUCGGACAGCAUUGUGGAUGAGGUGGAUGCGUAUCUGGGUGGACUGCUUUACCGAUAG